This is a messenger RNA of Aricia agestis (brown argus), 1401 nucleotides long. RefSeq names its product serine protease inhibitor 77Ba-like (gene serpin-14). Lineage: Eukaryota; Metazoa; Arthropoda; Insecta; Lepidoptera; Lycaenidae. Bases 89 to 1285 code for a protein of 398 amino acids. Gene Ontology annotation, molecular function: serine-type endopeptidase inhibitor activity. The transcript has 2 exons. The record is from RefSeq and is a predicted model, not a curated record.
ACACGGUACACCGCGCGCGAGACGCCCGCAUCAUUCAAUAAAAAUAAUCGCAGGCGCAUGCACGGGUGCGACGGACGGCCGCGGCAUAAUGAUUCGCGAAGUGAUUUUGUUUAUGUGCCUAGUGACAGUGCAUGGGUACAAUUUCUGCAGCACCAACAACUCUAUAGCUGCAUUCAAGAGACCCACAUACGAGUUUUCCUUGAACAUCCUGUAUAGAGUAGCUGAACAGGAGGACUACCACUUCGCUUACUCCCCCAUCUCGACCUGGCUCCAGCUAGUCUCCCUAGCUCUAGGAGCCCGGGGCGAAACGAGUUCAGAGCUCCAGAACGUCACAAGAUACAUAAAAAACAAAUGCUUCCAACGCAAAUAUUUCCAAGAGAACCAUCGCCUCAGAAAAAAUUUGGUCGCGCUCACUGAAAAAUCUAGUUUCGUAGUGGUACAUAAGUUAGUGGGUGUCAAACGGAAAUAUAUCAAUUUGAUAAACACGUGCAGAAUAAGUAAAGUGUUGCCGGUAAAUUUCGACGAACCGGAAAGAGCAGCGACUCUCACCAACGGCCUGAUUGAGAGGAACACCAGAGGCGUAAUCAAGCAGGGGGUCUACGUAGAUGAUUUUGAAAACAAGCUCCUCUUCUUGACCGACAACGGCUAUUUCAAGAGCAACUGGCUCCAUCCGUUCGAUCCGUUAUUCACGAGCGAGGAAACGUUCUACUCCGAACGCAAUGAAGACGUCGGGAAAGUGAGAAUGAUGUCCCAACUCAACUAUUUUCGGAUAGCAAAAAUCCCGAAAAUCAACGCUGAAGUUCUGGAGCUGCCCUUCAACACUCGUCGAAAAAUGUCCAUGUUGAUCGCUUUGCCUAUAGACGGGGCGAUUGGAGACCUACUUUACGCAUUCAAAGGUGUGACACUUCGGACAAUAUUCAAUCUGAACAGGCGCAGAAAGGAGCUAGUCCUAGUCAAGUUGCCGAGAUUCCGAAUAGACACGGAGCUGUCCAAUCUUGCGGAACUCUUGAACGAUAUGGGCUUGCAGAAGAUUUUCUACCCCGAAUUAUCUGACUUUGGCGGGAUAAGUAACACCAAAUUGUUUGUGUCCUUGAUCGCUCAGCAGACGAGAGUGGAAGUGACGGAAGAGGGGGCAAGGGCGAUGUAUAAUUCCCCAGAUUUCUUGGUGAAAGGGAACCAAACGCGGAAGUUCGAAGCCAAUCGUCCCUUCGCGUUUUUCAUCGUGGACAAAGUUACUGAGAUAAUACUCUUUGCGGGGAUGUACAGUAAUGCGGCGGUUUAUUGAGGUAAUCUUAGUUAUUAGUUUCUGGAAGCAACUUUUCAUUAUAUUAAUGUGAUUUACUGCUUCUACCGUUAAGUAAUCUUUGCUUUUAGUUUGUAAUAUCAGAUAAGAAAUCGUAA